Messenger RNA from Diorhabda sublineata, 8473 nucleotides. RefSeq names its product growth factor receptor-bound protein 14-like. Gene Ontology annotation, biological process: signal transduction. The transcript has 10 exons. NCBI's taxonomy places the organism in Eukaryota, Metazoa, Arthropoda, Insecta, Coleoptera, Chrysomelidae. Bases 361 to 2073 code for a protein of 570 amino acids. The record is from RefSeq and is a predicted model, not a curated record.
GAAAUCGCGAGUUGAUUUUCGCAAAAGCACGUCGCACUGUUUUGACUCUUUGAAAUCGUGGAAGUGUACGGCCAUUCUUUCCUUCACUCAUCACCGAUGUUAGUGCCGGUUCUUAUGUUCAUCACAAUGUGUGUGUAAGUGAAUGUUGUUUAUCUGUGUUGAUGCGUGCGUUAAUUUUUUUUAUAUCAAAUAGUACUUGAGAGACUAGGUUUUAUCGUGUGUUGUUUAUAACUCAGGUCUCUUUAUCGUUUUGUUUUGAUCCGUUUAUUCGUAUUGUGCGGUACAUGUGUGGUAGUUUUUUAGUGGUUUUUAUAUAUUUAAGUAUUUCAUUCAGUACCGGCUGGCUGUACGGAUAGAAUAAUGUUGCAGUUUGGUAAAAAACACGAUCCUUUAAGCGAGUGGUGUCGGUAUCCUCGAGGAAAAUGUACGUGUACGCGCGGUGUCGGUUACUCGCGUUUGCAAGAAGUUGUAGAAGAGAGUUUUAGGGAUGUGCAAUAUGAAGACCUUCCAUCUACCAGCCAAGAUCAAUCUGAGGAACUCGCCUUUUUCAAUGACAAUGAAAGUUUUCAGUUGGUUGUGGUUGAAAGAAACUUGUGUGCGAGUGAUUUGUGUCAACUUUUAGCUUUAAAAAACAGAUUGUCGAAAAGUGUGCAUUGGAGCAUCGUUGAACAGUGGAAUGACUUAGGAUUAGAAAGACUGGUAGAAGACCACGAAUACGUUUUAGCAGCAUAUAGAGAUAUGAAACGAUUCUCUUACCACGCGAGAUUCAAAUUUAGGUUCAGAAAAGAUUUUAGAAAAUACGAAUUCUUCCAUCAUCCCCAACAAUUCUUUCCUAAUGGGAUGUUGAACAUUGAUAAUGACCCUACAGACGAACAAAAAACUGUGUCUCCGAUUCCCACACAUUUACAGGUAGAGCACAUGGUAAUUCAAGAGGGGUUGUGUCCUGUUAUAUUUUCUCAUGUUUGGAUUCGGGACGAACGCAAAAAAAAUUGGGUGAAAAUGUAUAUGACGCUUAGGGAUCAAAUGCUUUUUAUUUCGCAAAAAAUUCAAUCAUUAGCGAAAUUCAUGAGGACUCCGAAGAACCAAGCUAUAGAAUUGAUUUUGGAGGAUAGGAAAUUCAGCAGCGACGUCGAGGUAUAUGCCGAUAUACGUAAAUUUCACGCAUAUACGACACUUAACGCAAAAAAUCAGUUUCGUGCUCCCACCGAGUGGGGCAUCGUUCUACGACCUACUACGUUAUCUACCGACAAAACGGCGGAAAAUAACGACGAAGACGUCGCCGCCGCUGCCUCGACGCCCUUUCCCAUUACUUCUUCCGACCAAUUACAUUGCCUCGCCUGCGAUUCCGAGCGAGUCCGUUCUUGUUGGGUUAUAGCCAUGCGCCUGGCCAAGUACGGGAAGCAGCUCAGGGAAAACUAUAGGGCUUUUCGGAAUAAACAGGGUGAUAGUAUCAACUCUAAAGACUAUAAUAGCUACUCCGUACCUAAUGAAUCUGUCCGUUCUCGUGUUGCCAUGGAUUUCACAGGAGCAGUGGGAAGGAUAGUGGAAGAUCCACAAGAAGCGACAGCCAUAGCAGUUGCCGAAGGAUACUCUUGGAAACGUCGUUGGAGAGGGUAUACAAGGGGAUCUGCUGGUCCAAGUGGUGUUACAUCAACGGCAUUCGUGCAGUCAUUAGAUGCCGGCAUCCAUAUGACUCAGCCAUGGUUUCACAGCGGACUUCCUAGAGAUAAGGCUACAGAAUUAGUAUCUAAACAUGGUACUGUUGAUGGGGUGUUCCUAGUACGUGAUAGUCGUUCCAGUUCUGGUUCAUAUGUGAUAACCUACAAAUGCGGGGGAAAAGUUAUACACGCCCAAGUUAAUCCGAUUCUAGAUCCUCUUCGGGAUCGUGCCGUUUACUCCAUUGAUAACGGGGUGACGAAAUUCUAUGAUCUGCUUCAACUGGUAGAAUUCUAUCAAUUGAAUGCGGGUUGUCUACCAACAAGGCUGACACAUUAUGUAACAUUUACAUUACAAGAAGAUACCUAUGAUAAACAAAGAGAAUUUUCUCAAAGCAAACCUGGAAGCAGCCACUAAAAUGUAUCUGUGCGCUUUUGUUUGUCAUUUACAUAGACUUUUAUUCAAAUUGUUUAAUAUGGUGAUUUUCUAUUUACUUUAACAAAAUAGAAUUAGGAUGAUUGAUUUUGUGAAUGAUUGAUAGAUGACGAUGCAUGUAUUUAUAUGCUUAAGUCCUUUAAAGGUGCAAUAAUAAUGUUUUACAACAGUUUCGACCUUUUUAAUUACCCAUCAUUAAUAAUAAAAAAUGUAGAUUUAAGAAAAUUCAAUGUUGACGAAUAUUGUGAUGUUACAUGUAAAUCGACUAAAUUCUAUUGAAGAAAUUUAGUUUUCAUAUGAAUUUUUCUUUCAAGUGCAUCUUUAAUAAAAUCAAAAGUCUCGUCAUAUCAACCAUGAUUAGAUUUUUGUUAGUUUCGGUAUUAUUUGUAGGUGUUUAGUUCCAUUGUGAUGUUUUUGAUUGAUACUGUAACUAUAUUUAAUAUUUAAUCCACAACCGCAAAUAAUCCAUGGUCUACUUAUUCUUAAUAAUUGUUAUUAACUAAACCAACAAGCAAAAAGUUAUUUCUCUCUCGGUUACCUACAAUUCACAUAGAUAAAAAAAAACUUUAGCUUAUCUGUAUACCAGAAGUAUUACAUAAGAACUGAUUAAAAUAUAGUCACCUUAUAUUAUAUAAAAAUAAACAAGGGUAAGUAUUUGAUAUUUUAAUAGAAAGUCAGAUUUCUUGUUAAAUUAGUUUUAUUUGAAUUUUUCAAAAUACUUAUUAAGAUUUUUGUACACCUAUAAGUCAAAUAUGCAAAAAGUUCUCAUACAUUAACAUAACCACUUUGAUGCCUAGCAGAAGGUAAUUUAAAAAAAUAUUUCUCAAAUAUUUGGUUAGGAUAUUUGCUGAAGAAGCUACUAUAUAUUUUCUAGUUUCCUAUAUACUUAAUGUUUGUAUUAUUUUUAUCUUUUGCUAGGUAUCCCAAAUUGGUUGGUAGUUUUGAUGAACUCUAUACAUUUUACGAAGGAAAUUAAACUAUACAUUUUGUUACUCUCUAGGAAAAAGAGGAAAUUAUUGAUAAAAAAUGAUGAAAUCUUUUAACUUAACUUUUUAUACCUUCCUAGUUACACCAAUAGUGAUUGCAUUCUGUGGACCAUACCAACACCAACAUAGAUAUUUGAAAACUUUCCAGAUAUUAAAUGAAUGGUAUAAUUGAUGGAAUUUACUGCCAAAAGGAACAAAUUUUCAACUUGUAUAUAAAAAUAAAUUAAAAAUCUAACUUACCAAUUUUCGAAAACAUUACUUUUUGUUAUAAUUAUUUAUUGUAUGCAAAUAGAACCAAAUUUAUCAAAGCUAUUAUGUACAUAUUAACAUGUAAAUUACAUUGAAUUGUUACCUAAAACAUCAAUAUUUAACAUCACUCUUUUGAAAUUUAGAAAUAUAAUCAAAUCGAUAAUUGAAAAAGUUUUUCUGUCUUGUAUAGUGAACCUCAAGCAUAGUUCUGUCUCAAAUAUGUUCCAAGCAGAGAUAAGUAAACAUGUUUUUCCAUUUUUUUUUGUAUCUACAUUCUGAGCAGCUGCCAGUUGCUCCAGAUACAAGGUGCUGUUACUGUGGUUUUUCCAUGCCCUUGAUUUGCAUUAUCCUUUCACUAGUCAUUUGGAGACAACCAGAUACUGUUUGAUCAGUUUUAGUUUUUGGGUUAUAAGUUAAGAAUAAAACUUAGCUGUUGAUCCCAGCUACAUUGAAAACCAACAUAGGCCAUCUUCUGGUAUUCCUUCAACAAUUAUAGUUUAAACGUUGAUCGACGAUAUCAACACCAAUCUUGGUACAAUCAUAGUCAAUAAUUAUUCAUGGUUUGCCUGUUUCUUCGUCCAUGCUGUCGUCAAGGUGCAUUGAGGAGAUCAGAAACACGUUUUUCUUCGGUACUUGUGUAACCAAUAUGCAAUUUUAUCAAAUCUAAAAAUUGUGGUACUGACACACUAGACAAACAUGGGUGGUAUUUGUCUCUUAUUUUUUUUUGGUUCACACAAUCCUUACACGUCAACUAGGUUGGGUUCCUACAUUUACCCUCAUAUUUGCUGUGUAAAAUAUUUUAGCACCAACAAGUGCAAAGAUCUUAAUUUCAUACUUGUUAGGCUUGGAUGGUAAAUAUUAACGGAAGCUACACCGUGCUUUGAACGCCUCCGACUUUCCAUUGAUGGUUACAAACUGUGAAAGAUUAUAGUUUUCUUUACAGUGUGUAACAAACCUACCAAAAUAAUCCCUGAUAAGAGCAAGUUUAUCAGUAGGUUUUUUCGCUUCCCUAGUAGCUCUACUAUCAAAACGCAAAUGUUGCUAAAGGAAUCUAAAACACUGAAGAUGAUGAAGACAUAGUCGAAAUCGUUUGGAAGAACUUCCACCAAUGUUGAACAAUUCUUCGACGUUUAAUAAUAAUAUGAAUAAUUUGCAGAAUAUAAACAUAAGUUAAUAUUUUUUAAUUUUACAAAUUCUGACGAUUUUUAACUCGACUUUGAAAUCGGGUAUGAAAAAAAGUAGUGACAGUGGUAUAUAUCGAAAAAGCUAAACUGAGUAUUUAGAAAUGUCAAGAAAUUUCAAAUUAUAGAAAAUGUAUCAAAUAUAUCUCAUCCUUCAUAGUUUAAGACUACUUACAAGUAUUAUAUUUCUUCUUUUUUGUAUAUAAAGGAUGUGACAAUAGCAAGUAUUUGAAAAUUAGUAUCUAAAAAUUUACACAUUGAAAUAAGUCUAUAGGAAAUUUAGACAUAAACUUUUAUUAUAGUUUUCUAAUGAUAUUAAAAUUUACCUUGUUUCAUCUUCAACCUCUGUAGACUGAUUAACAGGUAGAACAAUUUAAAGAUUAUUAAAAAUCUGCAGCAAUUUAGAUGGCAAUAAAGUGAACUUUAGUUUGGUCUGAAAUAUUAUAUAGACUUACCCUGUACCUAAGUUCUUAGAUACGUAUUGUAGGUUUUUGUGACAUCCUUUAUAAUUUAUAUUUAUUUCAUUUCGAAACGUCCAGUUUUCCUAAUAAAGUUGAUUCAGCCAUAUCAUAUCUGUAACUAUUUCAAAAACCUCACAUCUACUGUAGGUCUAUUAAACAUAGAAGUUACAUGAAAUAUUAAAAUUUAAAUUCUCAGAAUAUUCAAUUCUGGAAAUUUUCAUUUAUUGAUAGCAAUAAACAAUUAGUACUCAAUAAAAAGUGAGCUUGUUAUAAAUAUUUUCUAACUCUGUGGUUUAUUUCAGUCAAAAUGUUUAAUUUAUAUUCUCAUUGUAUAAAUCAAAUCAUUAUUAUUGCACCAUCAUGUAUUUAAAUUUUAUUUUUAUUGUUUGCACUUGAAAGAUAAAAUCUGAAAUAUUUUUUGUAUAUUUUCUGAUUAUAUCCAAAUAAAAUUUUAUUACUUUAACAUUUACUUGUUUUGUUAAAUUUGGGUGUUGUUGUACCUCCAAAACUCGUAAAUCUAAAAAUAAAAAUGACUGCUGCCGUCUAUCUGCAUUGAAAAUUAUUUUAGCAUCUCAUUUGCAUCACUCAACCGCAUAAAUAUGAUUAAUACUUUUUUGUUUUAAAUAAAGUUAAUAUCUGUAAGAAUACUGCUGGUAUAAGCUAAAACUACCACUAUCAUAAAUGAUUACUUAUUACACUUCCACUAAAUAAUAGAAUGGAAGUUGGAUUUAGGAAUUGCAGUAAAUGAUUAUAAGAAGACGCUGUCAUUUUAACUCAUCAGUUAAGAUAGAUGUGAAUCAUAUGGGGGCCAAAUAAAUAAGUGCAGUUAUGCAAUCAUUCUUAUGUUGCUGAAAUGGCUCUAUCCUUUUACCAUUCCGUCAACUUACCAUGAAUUUAUGCCUAGAAGUAUUUAAUCCUACAUGGAAUGUAUAAUUAAAUAAUUGUUGUUUAUUGUAAUGUUUAUUUUCAAUGAUACUCAAAAACUACUUGGUAGAUUCAAUAAAUGUAAAAUUUGAAACCAUUGUAAGAGAAAACCAUUUGAAAAAAUUUUAUUUUAAGUUCAUAUAUACGAAAGGUAGCUUUUAAAUAACGAGACUUGACAAAAAAAAUUCUCAUUUUGAUAAAAUGAUUUGUGAAAAUGAUAUUUUAUUUAUUAUUACCUUCGAUAUAUACUCCUCCUCUAUUCCUACAUCGCUAUAAGCGAAUCUUCUAUUGUAUAAAACAGUGCAGAAAGUCUUUUUAUGUCCGCUCUUUCAGGACGCGUGGCUCUCUUUCUUUCACGCUUCAACAGACUCAAAUAUUGAUCCUAUUAACGCAGAUUUGAUCUUAAAAAAAAGGUAGAAGCCGUACGGGAGAAGAUCCGGCGAAUAAAGUGGUUGAUCUAGCACUGGGAUGUUGUGCUUGGCUAGAAACCUCUUUAGGGACAAAGCGAAAUGAGACACCAGCUUUUCGCACAUUCAAAUUUUUAUGUAAAAUUUUCCGCGCAUACGAAUACUUAGUCGACGGUUAUAUCGAACUACAUUACCUAAUUUUUCUAUAUUUUUAUCUGUUUUGGACGGCGACCCAAACCUGAAUCAUCUUCAAUAUCUUUUCGAUCUAGAAAACGCUUAAACCAUUCGAGAACACGUGUACGCCACAAAUAUUCAUUGCCAUAAGCUUGUUUAAAUAAAUUAUAAGUUUCCCUAUGCAAACGAAGGCCACUGCUACACUGGUUUGUCUACAGAUAGGGUAGGCAUCGUAUUCGAAAGAGUAGGCUUCAGGCUAAACAGCUGACAGUCGGUAACAUUUGCGCAUGGGUAUUUUUUCUAUAGCAAGGCUAGUCUCGUUACUUGAUAGCUACAACCCGUAUGUUAGUUGAUUAUGAAGAUUCUUAACAACUGAGUGAUGAAAUUGAUGCAACAUAUUUUCUGGAAGGGAAUUUUUUUAACUUUAUCAAGAAAAUACAAGAACCAAAUAUAUAUAAAACAAUAUUUGUAGAGAGUUACAUAUGUAUCUAAGAGCGUAUGCUCAAUUAAGGUCAUGAAAGAUUUUCAGCUUUUUAAUCAGUUUCUCUUUCUAUUUUCCUUUGGUUUGUUAUAGAUUUUUGUGAAUGAUGAAAAGGUUUUUCCAUAUAUGCUUUUUUCCAAUAGAUAUACUAAUCAGCCUCUUUUUUAUAUUUGCAUCUAGUAUACCUCUUUCUGACACAAUAAAUAUACAAAAAUAUUUUGGUCCUUUCCCAUAUCCCAUUCCAUAUUUAGUGUUUUUCAAAUAGUUUCACGUUUUUUCAUAUUUUUGUAAGUUUCGCAGUAUACAUAAAGGACUUCUCCAAUAUCUGAUAUAAAAAACGAAAAUUCAAUCAAAUUAUUUACAAACAAAUAUAUCAAAUAUGAAUUGAACCAUAAAUUUUUCAUAGUCUAAUUACAUUAAUGAUUUACAGUAUUAUGUGUUCUUACUUUUGACGUCAUUAUAUAUUAAAACAUGACGGCAAUAAAAAUAUGGAAAUGAGUAACAUCAAAGAUAAUUGAAAUUAAACAAUAAUAUUAUCAUAUAUGCUUGAUUAUGAACAUACAUAACUGCCUAAUUAAAAUUCUCUAUAAAGUUUUUUCUUAAGGCAGUUGGAAUAAAAUCUGGGCAAAGUUUUAUAAGCUUUCCCAAGCUUUUUCCAUUCAUUUCUGUCUCACAUGCAAUGCACUAUUUGCAUUUAAUUCUUUCUGGGUUUUUUUAUUGCAUAUCAAAAACUGAUCUCUCUUUUUAUGUUUAUCAUAUAAAUUUUUGUUAUGGCUAGACUGGUCUAAUUCUUGAUUUAUCAUAUAGAUUUCAUAGUUUCUCCAAAUUACUGUAUCAUUUUCUUAUAGAUAUUAUGUAUUAGCAAAAUAUAUCUAGAAUAUCAAACGCUUUACGAUAUUCAAUAAAUGCUAGGUGCAGAUCUAGGUAUAAUAGAAAAAAAGCUAAAUACAUUAAAAAUCUUUAGAUCUAUCACCAACAAAAAACUUCUCACGCUAUAAAAGCUCCUGAUAAUGGUAUACAAUAAAUACAAUUUUUUCUUUAACAAAGAGACUGAACAAACAAUGGAAAUAUUAGCCUUUUUAAUAUUUUAAACUUUCUCAAAUUUAAAUUUAAUGUAGUAGAUAUAUUUAAUAACAAAAUAAACUGGUAGUUUUACCUGAAAGUAAACCUAAAAAUUUACUGUCUAUAUAGGUGAAAAUAUAACCAAAACAAGCACUGUAAUCUGAUCAAAUUGAUAUAGAAAUUUCUAAUGUCAAAUAUAAAAUUUGUACUUGUUCUCCAAUAUAUGACCACAUAAUAUAUAAUUAUCUUAAGCAUGUCUUGUAAAUCUAUAACUUUUCAAUUUCACUGCAAACUUUAGUGUAACACAAGAUAUGAACUUGUAUAAAAAUUAAUAGACUAAAGUUUCAGAUUCAAGAUGCGAUCUGGUCUAAUUUAGAUACCUCUUCUAACUCACUUUUUCUAUAAAAUCACAGUUUUUGUAUUGUAGUUUCAUGAGGAAAUAAAUUUAUAUUUGAUG